CAAAGGCUCUCAAAUUUUACACCAAAAAAUAUCCUCUCUACAUUCAUAGAACAUAAAGAAAAAAGAAAACCCACCAAAAACACACAUCUCCGAUUCUUGCAAGCAGAAAGGCAGCCUCUAAAUUUCCACAGGGAGAGAGAAACUUGUAGCACUAUUCUUGAGGGUUUUUCAAUGGCUACUUCAAUUUCAGCAACUGGGUUUAAGGGAGGUUUUGGUACUAGUUCAUUUAUGGCUGGCGAAGACUUUGGCAUGUUGGCUAAGUCAGUACUGCCAAACCAUGUAAGGGUUGCAAAGCCGGUAAGAUUGGCGGCCACGAUGAAGAACGUUAAUGAAGGGAAGGGUCUUUUCGCACCUAUUGUUGUUGUCACACGCAAUAUAAUUGGCAAGAAAAGGCUCAACCAGCUUAGAGGCAAAGCAAUUGCCUUACACUCUCAGGUGAUUACCGAAUUCUGCAAAUCAAUAGGAGCAGACUCAAAACAAAGGCAAGGACUGAUCAGAUUGGCCAAAAAGAAUGGAGAAAGACUGGGGUUUCUCGCUUGAGGAAAGGCCGAAAUGGUCGAAAUUUGUUAUCACUAGUUGCAAAGAUUCAAAUCCAUGGCUCAUUUUGUUUAAGAACUUUUCAGGUGUAUACGUUCUCAGCGUACCUCUAUCACCAUUACCCAUUUUAGUUGUAAUAGCUAGUCUUCAAGCUAUCGAAAUAAACUAUAGCAAAAGUUUAUUACAUCACGAAUUUUUUGCGAUAAAACUUUCCAUUUUUUA
Molecule: messenger RNA, 759 nt
Organism: Hevea brasiliensis (rubber tree)
Lineage: Eukaryota; Viridiplantae; Streptophyta; Magnoliopsida; Malpighiales; Euphorbiaceae
Product: protein PROTON GRADIENT REGULATION 5, chloroplastic
Exons: 2
Coding region: 172-540 (122 amino acids)
Biological process (GO): response to high light intensity; photosynthetic electron transport in photosystem I
Cellular component (GO): chloroplast
Molecular function (GO): electron transfer activity
Source: RefSeq, a predicted model, not a curated record